Messenger RNA from Fraxinus pennsylvanica, 795 nucleotides. Lineage: Eukaryota; Viridiplantae; Streptophyta; Magnoliopsida; Lamiales; Oleaceae. The record is from the annotation of a GenBank genome assembly.
AUGGCACGUCUUCAGUCCUUUGACUCCUUUCUGCUAAUAUGCGCUGUAGUUUACACAAUCAUCCACCCCAUCGCAGCCACCGAUGCCGCAUAUCCUCCUCCCUACGGGCUUGAUUCCACCGAAAAAGAUCUUGGCCCCGUCCGCCGUGAAGUGUACGGUGGCGGCCGAAUCAUCGACAUCAGCCACAGGUACCAUCCGGACAUGCCGUCGUGGGAAUCCAACGACGGUAUCGGCCAAUUCUUGUGGCUUCCGAAGAGCAUGAAGAAUGGGUCUCUGGCUAAUAACUCUGAGAUGAAGCUCCCGACUCACACUGGAACUCACGUUGAUGCACCUGGUCAUGUUAUCGACCACUAUUUUGAUGCCGGAUUUGAUGUUGACACCCUGGACCUUGAAGUUCUCAACGGUCCAGCAUUGCUUGUUGAUGUUCCAAGAGACAAAAACAUAACUGCUCAAGUUAUGAAGUCCUUAAAUAUUCCCAAGGGUGUGACAAGAGUCCUUUUCAGAACACUAAACACUGACAGGCGCCUUAUGUACAAGAAGGAAUUUGACACAAGUUACGUGGGAUUCAUGAAAGAUGGGGCUAAAUGGCUCAUAAAUAACACUGACAUUAAACUUGUUGGAAUUGAUUACUUAUCUGUUGCUGCUUUUGAUGAUCUCAUUCCUUCUCAUCUUGUUUUCCUAGAAGGCAGAGAAACCAUCCUUGUUGAAGGCCUGAAACUUGACGAUGUUCAGCCAGGGAUAUAUUCCGUGCACUGCUUGCCUCUGAGUGAUGUCUCCCUUGUUUUUGAAAGAUGA